CGGUGACCCGCGCAGGCCAGUGCUCUCUGGGGCCGUCUGAAGGUCAGGGUCCCCUGGCGACUGGCCUCAGCUCUCCCUGAGCUCCUGAGCUCGUGGCGGCGCCCCCGGCUCCUCCAGGCCUCCAGCAUCCGGAGAGCCCCGGGGGACUGAGAAUGCUGCUGGAGCCCCAGGCCAUGCAGCCCCGCAGCGCAGGUCCCUUCCAGCACCUGGCUCGGAGCGAUGACACGGAGUCCGGUGACGGCCAGUGGCGACUGGGAGAGAGGACGGCGGCCAUGCGCACAGAGAGGAUGCCCCAAUCACUGGUCGGGGGACACAAAGCUGAAGACCGUGCAGGGUGUGGUGACCAGGUACUGCAGCGACUACGGCAUGAUCAACGACCUCAUCUACUUCUCCAGCGAGGCCGUGGCUGGUGAGGUGCUUCUGAAUGUCGGCCAGGAGGUCAUUGCUGUCGUGGAGGAGAACAAAGUGUCCAAUGGGCUGAAGGCCAUCAGGGUGGAAGCUCUUUCAGACAAGUGGGAAGAUGACCACAAAGGCUCUGGCCUGGGGCUGUCGGACUCCAGCCCGCGGGUGCUGAUCGGCUGCGUGACGUCCCUGACGGAGGGGGCCGGCUACAUCAGCCAGAGCACCUACUUCUCGCUGGAGAGCGUGUGCGAAGGUUUCGUGCCCUGCAAGGGAGACUGGGUGGAGGCCGAGUACUGGAUCCGGCCGGGCACCUGGAGCAGCGAGGCUGUGUCGGUGAAGCCGCUGAGGUACAAGCGCGUGGACAAGGUCUGCAUCUCCAGCCUCUGUGGGCGCAACGGGGUAAUCGACGACAGCAUCUUCUUCACGCUGGACUCCCUGAGGCUCCCCGAGGGCUACGUGCCCCAGCGCCAUGACGUGGUCAGCGCGGUGGUGGUAGAGAGCAGCCAGUCCUGCUACGUCUGGCGGGCGCUGUGCCUGACGCCCUGGGGCAGCCGGAACGCCCCUGCGGCAAGUGGCCCUGCCGAGGAGGCCUGCGGGGCCCUCCUGCUGAAGGACAAAGGUGACAUUGAGGUCACCAGGGCGACCAACUUCGGCUCACUGCGGGAGGGAGGCAGCAGGAGCCUGGGCAUCUGGAUCGAGAACAAAGGGGCCGCCCCUCAGAACCUGGUCAGCUGCAGGCUGGCUGGCUGGGAUAAAGCCAAGCAGUUCAGGUUUCGAAAGCUGGACAGAGAUCCCGCAAGCCCGGGGGUGUGCCCCGCUUCUGCCCCUGAGGAGAAGACGUUCUCGGGCGUGAACGUCCCUCCGGGAAACGGCUGCCGGGACAGCGAGACCCAUGAGGCACUGGGCAGCGGCCCAGGCAGUGCCAGCGAGCCCCCACCAGCAGGUGACUGUGCCUGUGGGGGGCAGCUCAGAGAACGGGACCAGGGGGUCUCUAGGAAGCAGGUGGCAGAGCCCGAGCCCGCUGGACUCAUCCCGCCGGGGGGGAAGACGCUGCUCGUGGUCACAUGUGACGCCAAGAACUCGGGGCGCUGCCGGGAGCUCCUGCUGCUCUGCUUCUCCCACUUCAUCAUUGGGCGCUGCCUGGAAGUGAACGUGAUCAGUGGGGAGGAGGCGCUGAUCGCCGCGCGCGAGCCCUUCUCCUGGAGGAAGUCGCGGGGUCCCCCGGCCGUGGCCUCCGCCAAGACAACAGUGGUGGUGACCACGCAGAAGAGGAACUCAAGGCGGCAGCUGCCCAGCUUCCUGCCCCAGUACCCGAUCCCAGACCGGCUGAGGAAGUGUGUGGAGCAGAAGAUCGACGUCCUGACCUUCCAGCCGCUGCUGGCCGAGCUUCUGAAUGUGAACAACUACAAGGAGAAGUUCUCCGCCCUGCUGUGGCUUGAGGAGAUCCACGCGGAGAUCGAGCUCAGGGAAUACAACAUGAGCGGCGUCACGCUCAGGCGCAGCGGGGACCUGCUGGCACUGGAGGUGCCGGGGCUGGCCGAGAGCAGGCCCUCCCUGUAUGCAGGCGACAAGCUGGUUUUGAAGACCCAGGAGUACAACGGGCACGUCAUCGAGUACAUCGGCUACGUAACGGAGAUCCGCGAGGAGGACGUGACCCUGAAGCUCAACCCUGAAUUCGAGCGCACGUACAACUCGGAGCCCAUGGACGUGGAGUUUACGUACAACAGGACCACAAGCCGCCGGUGCCACUUCGCCCUCGAGCAGGCCGUGCACCUGGGCGUGAGAGUGCUGUUUCCAGAUGAAGUCGUCCUGCAGUCUCCCCAAGUGGCCGGGACGUGGAUGCCCUCCAGAAGCAGCAGGCCCUCCCCCACCGAGGCUAGGACUGCCGGGAAGGAUCCAGCUCAGACUGCGGCGCCGGCGAGGCGUGGGGGCGCUCAGGACACGCUGGGGCUGGCGGCAGAUACGGGUCUCCUGGCGCACGAGAGGGCCCGGGAGAGGGAGUUCUUCAACCCGGUGCUGAACGAGAACCAGCAGCUGGCAGUGAGACGCAUCCUGAGUGGGGAUUGCCGCCCACUCCCCUAUGUGCUCUUUGGGCCUCCGGGCACCGGGAAGACCGUGACCAUCAUCGAGGCCGUGUUACAGGUGCACCACGCGCUGCCCGAUAGCCGGGUCCUGGUGUGCGCGCCCUCCAACAGCGCCGCCGACCUGGUGUGCCUGCGGCUGCACGAGAGCCGCGCUCUGCGGCCCGGCGCCAUGGUUCGCGUGAACGCCACCUGCAGGUUCGAGGAGACGGUCCUGGAGGCCAUCAAGCCGUACUGCAAGGACGGGGAGGACAUCUGGAGAGCCUCGCGCUUCCGGGUCAUCAUCACCACCUGCAGCAGCGCCGGCCUCUUCUACCAGAUCGGUGUGAGGGUUGGCCACUUCACCCACGUAUUCGUGGACGAGGCAGGGCAGGCCAGCGAGCCCGAGUGCCUCAUCCCCCUGGGGCUGAUCUCAGACGUCAGCGGCCAGAUAGUCCUGGCGGGAGACCCCAUGCAGCUGGGCCCCGUCAUCAAGUCCAGGCUGGCCAUGGCCUACGGGCUGCACGUGUCCAUGUUGGAGAGGCUGAUGUCCCGGCCUGCGUACCUGCGAGACGAGGACGCGUUCGGGGCCUGUGGCGCCUACAACCCCCUGCUGGUGACCAAGCUGGUGAAGAACUACCGGUCGCACUCGGCCCUGCUGGCCCUGCCGUCCAGGCUGUUCUACCACCGGGAGCUCGAGGUCUGUGCAGACCCCGGGGUGGUGGCCUCCCUGCUGGGCUGGGAGAAGCUGCCCAAGAAGGGGUUCCCGCUCAUCUUCCAUGGCGUCAGGGGCAACGAGGCGCGGGAAGGGAGGAGCCCGUCCUGGUUCAACCCCGCGGAAGCUGUCCAGGUCAUGCGCUACUGCUGCCUGCUGGCCCGGAGCUCCGCCCGUCGCGUGUCGGCCGGCGACAUCGGCGUGAUCACCCCCUACCGGAAGCAGGUGGAGAAAAUCAAAAUCCUGCUGCGCAAUGUGGACCUGACGGACAUCAAGGUGGGGUCAGUGGAGGAGUUCCAGGGCCAGGAGUACCUGGUUGUCGUCAUCUCCACGGUGCGGUCAAACGAAGACAGGUUUGAGGACGACAGGUACUUCCUGGGCUUCCUGUCCAACUCGAAGAGGUUCAACGUGGCCAUCACCAGGCCCAAGGCCCUGCUCAUCGUGCUGGGGAACCCCCACGUCCUCGUCAGGGACCCCUGUUUCGGGGCGCUGCUGGAGUACAGCAUCACCAACGGCGUGUACACGGGGUGUGACCUGCCAGCCGAGCUGCAGUCCCUGCCGGCGUGAGCGCGACACCCUGUGGCCGCCCAGACAGGCAGAAGCGCCGUGGGGCUGCCCCUGCCCCUCGCUGUCCGGCCUCGCCUGCCGAGGACCCAGCCCAGGAGGGAGCGGGCGACCGGCCGAGAGGCUGUUGCUGCGCCGCCCUGUCUGGCCACCACUGACGGCCGGAGGGGUGUCCUCGCGCAGGGAUUACACCCCUCCCUUCCGCCCUGGGGUGCCCCAACCCCCCCAAUAAACACUCAAGCAGAUGCCAGUGUGUACGUCCGCG
Talpa occidentalis (Iberian mole) is the source of this 4006-nucleotide messenger RNA. It is a transcript of the gene MOV10L1, whose product is annotated as Mov10 like RISC complex RNA helicase 1. The record is from RefSeq and is a predicted model, not a curated record. Gene Ontology annotation, molecular function: helicase activity. Bases 220 to 3744 code for a protein of 1174 amino acids. The transcript is spliced from 26 exons. Lineage: Eukaryota; Metazoa; Chordata; Mammalia; Eulipotyphla; Talpidae.